AUGGCGCCCAUCCAGUCCCGAGCGGGGGUCACCGAGAAUCCCGCUGUGUUUCUGCUGGCUGCGUGGCUACUCCUUCCUGCUUCCACUCUGCCCAAGCACCGUCUCUCGCCAGGCAGCUUCAAGUCUCUGACCCUCAGCUUCCGCAUGGAGAUCUCGGCCACGCUGCUGGGAUGCCCUGUAGACCUCUGCAGGUCUGCGAUUGUUCCCGACCAGUCAGCUAAUCCUUUCCGUGUGUCUGGGGACCUGGAUGUCUUCUUGCUCAGACACCAGGAGCGGAAUAAGUCUCUAUCGGAUCGGGAGCAGAAGAAGCAGCUGCGGGUGCACGAGAAGAUGACCUACUCGUCCAACGUGGCGGCCAAGCACGCCAGCCUGCGGCGCGAGCUGCAGCUGGAGGACGAGGUGGCGGAGCAGGGGGCGCGUGCAGAGCAGCUACGCAUCUUCCACGAGCAAACGGCCUGGAAGCUCUCCAUGACCCGAGAAAGGAAGAUGGAACCUGAUGACAUACACAGCUACAUCACCCAGAAGCGGCAAACGUUCCUCCUCCAGUACGCCCUGGAUAUGAAGCGGAACGAGAUCCAGCGGCUGGAGAGGCUGGCGGCCAAGGAGGAGGCCAAGCUGGAGCGGGCGGAGAAGUUUCUGGAGAAGGACGCUGCUCGAUUUGAAGAGUUCCUCAGGGAAAACGACCGCAGCUCCCUGCAGGCCCUGAGAGCGGCUGAGAAGGAGACCAGAGCGAAGAUGGAGACGGUCCUGGAGAUCCGCGAUCUGACCAACCAGAUCACGAUCGUCAAGAGUGAAAUCUCCAAAUUUGAAGAUACUCUGCAGCGUUACAAGAUCUACAAGGAUUUCCUGUACAAGCUGUCGCCCAAGGAGUGGCUGGAGGGACAGGAGAGAAAGCGCUUAUCUCUCACGAGCACCAGGGAGGCGGUCGAGGAGAACGUGCUGUUCUCUACACUCCGGGACAAAGGACCAGAGAUCAAGGGCCAGACGGAUCUCAGAGAGGAGCAGGGCCCAGAGAAGGCCACCAAGCUCCUGCAGGUGCCGCAGCUGAGGCAGGUCCGGCCCAGCACUGUCAGCCACCAGGGGGGCCCCCGGCCCAGUGGGCCUGGCAGGCUGGGCCCCAGGGCCUGUUCCACCCUCCCCGUGCAGGAGGACCCAGACAGCGACGGGGAGGAGCUGCAGCUGUACUUCACGGAGCCCCAGCAGCUCCUGGAUGUCUUCGUGAACCUGGAAGAGCAGAACCUCUUACUGGUCCAGAACACCCAGGAGAUGGAGGAGGCCUUGGAAGAGCUGAGCUUCACCCUGAAAAACACCCAGAUCCGCAUGGAGCGGGAGGUCAGCCAACUGAAGCAGUGGAUCAGCACGCUGAUGAUGUCCGUCGCCAGGGAGGAGGAGACAGCCACGGAGCUGGAGCUCAAAGCUCGCAUAUUCCAUUUCGGCGAGUACAAGGGUGAUCAGGAGGACAAGCUGCUGGAGAGCCUGAACCGCAAGGUGCUGGACGUGUACCAGCACUGUGUCGGCAGCCAGCAGGAGUCCAGCCUGGGCACCGUGAAGAUGCUGGCCACCAUCGAGCACCAGCUGAACGAGCUGCUCGAGAACCUGGAGCGGGUGCCCCAGGUGAGGGUCGAGCAGGCCGAGAAAGCCAAGGAGAAGGAGCGCCAUUUGAGACUCCGGGAAGAGAAGCUAAUGCUGCAGAAGCAACUGCAGGAGGAACGUGUACAGCGGGCCCGGGCCCGGGCCCAGGCUGAGGUCAAGAAGAAGAGGGGCAGGAGGCUGGUGUGCCGCUCGCGGCCACCUGCCCUGCAGAGCAAGGAGGCGCCCAGGCACGAGCUGGUGGACAAGGACCAGGUGGAAUGGCUGUUCUUCUUCACAUAGCCCACGGGCCACCUGCUGCCUAAGGAGAAGCAGAGGCGGCGGGGCUGACGCCCCAGGACACGCCAGCACUGGCGCCAUGCCCCCCGCUCCCACGCCGUCCCUUCAGUCUCACGCGAAAUAAAAGCUAUGUCGCUCUGG
Lagenorhynchus albirostris (white-beaked dolphin) is the source of this 2010-nucleotide messenger RNA. RefSeq names its product cilia and flagella associated protein 100 (gene CFAP100). The coding region runs from base 1 to 1872 and encodes 623 amino acids. Lineage: Eukaryota; Metazoa; Chordata; Mammalia; Artiodactyla; Delphinidae. The transcript has 17 exons. The record is from RefSeq and is a predicted model, not a curated record. Gene Ontology annotation, cellular component: ciliary basal body.